AUGCUCGCAAUACAAGCAGGCAACGCAACGAGCGACUCGGAAGAUUUGAUCAUGAGUGAUUCAAACGUCAGCAUGAGUGACGCGGAAUCCGAAUCUACCAGACCUCCUUACAGUUCCAUCCCGGACCUUCCACAAUUACCUGCGCUUUUUCAAGACGAUCAAGGUGUUGUUCGUUCUACGGUUCGUCAAGAGAAUGGCGCGGAUCCUACGGGAGAUCAAGAUGGAGAUGGAGAUGGAGAUGAUGAAGAUGAGGAGGAGAAGGAAGAGGAGGACAAUAACGAUGGUGACGGCGAUGAUGAAGACGAUGACGUUGAAGAUGAGGACAUUCAAGAUGCCGAUGAAUGGCCCUACCAUCUGGGCCUACCGACCAGAUCCAUAGGAACAAGCUCCCUGAUCCAGGCUUGGGAGUCUGUCUGCAGCUUCUAG
Molecule: messenger RNA, 426 nt
Organism: Aureobasidium melanogenum CBS 110374
Lineage: Eukaryota; Fungi; Ascomycota; Dothideomycetes; Dothideales; Saccotheciaceae
Exons: 2
Coding region: 1-426 (141 amino acids)
Source: RefSeq, a predicted model, not a curated record